Molecule: messenger RNA, 1543 nt
Organism: Amphibalanus amphitrite
Lineage: Eukaryota; Metazoa; Arthropoda; Thecostraca; Balanomorpha; Balanidae
Product: protein adenylyltransferase Fic-like
Molecular function (GO): protein binding
Source: RefSeq, a predicted model, not a curated record
GUAAAUAAAAUGUAAGGGUGCACACUGCACAUCUGGAUACAAGGAAACCAAAGAAGGCAUUUGUUGACUUAAAAUCCAGAGGAAUAUUGAUAUGAAUUCCUGAAGUAACUUUAGAAGAGUAGGACAGAGCCCUACACUGUAGAGAAAAGUUCAAAAAGAAGAACACGAGGCUCGGAACACUCUGCAGGCUGCUACACAGAUGUGUCGGCUCGGCAAGCUCGAAAAGGCCGGCAAGCUGUUUGAGCACGCGCUGGCGCUCAGUCCGCGGCACCCGGACGUGCUGACUGAGUAUGGCGAGUUCCUCGAGCGAUCCGACGUCACCCGCGCCAACCACCUGUAUACGCGCGCGCUCAUCUUCGCACCGGACCACUCUCGCGCCCUGCAGAACCGCCAGCGCACGCAGCCCGUAGAACAGAAUGAUCUGUCGCAGCUAGAGCGCAUCGACCGCAAGCGAGAUGAGCUCGCGGCGAUUCCGGAGUCAAGCGCGGCGCUGCGGAUAAAGAAGGAGGCGUACUUUCAGCAGAUCCACCACACGGCCGGCAUUGAGGGAAACACGAUGACGCUGGCCGAGACGAGAACCAUAGUGGAGACUCGCAUGGCGGUCGGCGGACGCAGCGUCAUGGAGCACAACGAAAUCCUGGGCCUGGACGCGGCCAUCAAGUACAUCAACACCACGCUGGUGAACCGCGUCGGUGCGAUAACGCUCGACGAUCUGCUGCAGAUCCACCGCCGGGUGAUGGGCCACGCCGAUCCGACCGCGGCUGGCGAGCUGCGCACCAACCAGGUGUACGUUAGCGAGCACGUGCCGCCGCCGCCCGGACGCAUCCACACUCUUCUGGAGAGCUUCAUCGAGUGGCUGAACGCUCCUGAAACGUUAUCACUCCACCCCGUCAAAUACGCAGCGCUGGCGCACUACAAGCUGGUCUUCAUCCACCCAUUCUCCGACGGCAACGGGCGCACCUCGCGUCUGCUGAUGAACCUGAUCAUGAUGCAGGCCGGCUAUCCUCCGGUCAUCAUCCGGAAACAGGAUCGCUACAUCUACUACCGUACCCUGCAGCUGGCGAAUGAGGGUGACGUGCGGCCUUUCGUGCGCUUCAUCGCGGAAUGCGCCGAGAAAACGCUGGAUGUGUACGUGUGGGCGACCCGCGAGUACGUUCAAAAGAUCGGCGACGAGACCGAGCGCAGCCCCGCCACCGCGCGUCACGAACAGGCGGAGGACGACUUCGUCCGCAACUUCAACGGUGAUGACUUGGUGAGACUGCGGACACCCAGCGCACAUCGCGAACCUCAGGAGCUGCCUAUUGACGAGAUUCGUCUGGGCGCUUCUGGUCCGCAGCUGGUUGAGCCGCUGGUGCAGGUGAUUGACGAUGAGCCCACUCAGGUGUCGGUUGGUGGCAGGAGAGACAUGGUGGAGCAGGAGCCAGAUAAGGGACGGAGUGAACCCACCCAUGUGUCGGCUGGGAGUAGGACAGACGUCACAGAUCAGGGGACGUUAGUGGAGAGCAGCGAGCUGAGUGGACGGACUAGUGAGCCGGGGUCAUAG